UGAGGAGUAAGGACCCAGCCCAGCAAACAGCCUGGAGAUGCAGAGGAUGCAGCUUCUCCCCAGUCCCAAGGAGAGGAGCGAGCAGGUGUCUCUCUGCUCCUGGCCCCAGCCAGGUUCCUGCGCCAGUGAAGCAGGGUCCCAGGAUGCUGGUAAAUGGGGGCGUGCUGGCCCUGGUCGCUCCUGAGGCUGGGGGGUUUUACACGCUCAGCGGAGCUGAGUAGGCAGGGAAGAUGUGGUUGCUCUGUUUACCCGCAAACCGCUCCCACAUGUUCAGUACUUGGGAUCUGAGCUCCUGCUUGCCCCUAGCCUCUCAAGCUGCCGGUGGGUCCCCCAACAACCCCCCUCCAGUCCGAGCCGCUUGUGUUCUGAGGGUGCAUUGCACACCCUGCCCCAAAUCCCUCCCACGUGCGUAGUGUGCUUGCACUGAAUGCAGUGGGGGCAGGCAGCUGUGCGCAGCGGCAUCGUGCACAACGAGGAAAGCUGUGUGUAAAAAGUCCCUCUUUCCCUCUAAUGUGUCCCCUCUAUUAUCCCCACCUGCGAGCUGGGGGAGGGAGAGGAAUUUCCUCCCUUCUGAUAUUAUUCCAGAAAGUUUGCAAUGUGGUUAUGAGAUCAAUCAAUUAGGAUGAUCGGAAGAUACUCCCCUCUCCAACUGUUGGGAGUGACUUUUACUCUUGGGGGAGGAAGGACAUUCUUUUUGUGGUUGGAUUGCUCCUGGUUGCACCAAGUGACAUUUAUUGUCAGGAUAGCUCCUGGACCUUCCUGCCUGGGCUCUGUUUCCCACCACUGAUCCCCAUCCAGUGCCAGAGAGGUGGAGCCAGGUUGAAUGCUUCCUAUACUCAUUCCUUAAUAUACAGGUGGACCUAAUUAAUGUUUAAGUGAUCAGAGUGUGGGGUCAGGUAUCAGCUCUCAGUUAGGGCAGCUUCUGUUGCCCUGCUUCUCCCCUGGUCAGAUCCCUCCUGUUGUCUCCCUGGCUGUUGUUUGCAGGGCCCUGGUGGCCUGCUCUCCAGAGAGGAGUGACCCACCCCACCAUUGCUACCAUCCUUGGGUCUCCUGGCUAGUUGGUUGGCUGGCUGCAGCUGCUUCUGAGGCUGCUGCUGGUGUCCUGGAAGAAGAAGGGGAGCUGUGUGUGGAGCUGCUGCAGGACAUUGUGGAGGGGGGUACUAUUACUGGACUGAGUGAUUGUAUCUUCUCUGCUCCUGUGGUGGUGACUGCUGUUUUGUUGUGGAGAGUGGGGGGAGAGACUGAGGGUGCCAAGUCUACCCUGGCACCCCGGCCUGACUUCAUAGAGGACCCCUUUCCUAUACCCAUCCCUUGAUCCCCAUGCCUGAUCAAGAGGUGCAGCAUUGUGGUGGCUUAGCUGCUGGGGCCCUGAUCUCUUCUGGUUCCUGCCCUUGGUCCUGAUCCUGUUCCUGUUGUAGUUCCCAUCCCUUCCUCUUCCCAUGUCACUGCCGGCCCUGGGGUUGUCUUGUUUCCUUCUCCAUUGACCGCCCCCAAGAGGUGGUUUUUGUUUUCCCUUCUCCCUCUCUGUCAGGGACUGCCUUUCUCCCUCUGCUGCUGCCCCUUGUGCCAGGGAUCAAGAAAGGGUCUGCCCCGUUUGCCCAUCUCUGUAGGCUAAUUAAGUCUUCAAUGAGCUCCAUGUUGGCAUGAGGUUCUGUCCACAUGGAAGUGAAGUCUACAUUUCCCUGCACAAACCCCUGAAAGAUGUAGAAAAACAAAACUAACACACAGAAAUGCACCCUGAGAAAUUUCAACAUUGCCUAUUAUGAUUAAAUUAUUGUAUACAAAAUUCAAAUCCAUCUUUCCUCUGUUUCCUUUCUUGAAGUGCAACAUCUAUGAACUUAUCUAUACAGUUUAAGUAGAAUGGGUAUAAUGAACAAACCAUUUUCUUUUUACUGAUAAAGUAACCUGUAAAAUACAGUAUUGCAUGUUAGAAAAUUUCAAAAUAUUUUCCAGAUCCUGUGAAACUUAUUUCAAUAAAUGCUUUAAUGGACAAGCUGCAUCUAAAAUAUGCACAAAAACCAUGGAUUGAAACUCUGAAACUUGUACGUCUUUGCAUGGAUAAACCACCUCGAGGUUCCAUUAGUGUUACCCCACAUCAUCCUUUACUCUCUUGCUUGGAGAAGAUACAGAGGACUUUAAAUGCUAAAUCUCUGUCUACUGUGAUGAGCAGAUUGGAAUUUUUAUCCAAACAAAGGGGGUUGAAAUCUCACAUAAGUCCCAAUGGGACAGCUUGCUAUUUAACAUCAGACAUGUUCUAUGUAGAAGUUCAGUUGGAGAAAGAUGGAAAGGUGAUAGAUGUAAAAUUGGCUCACCCUGGAGAAGCUCCUGUGGUUUGUGAUGACCUAGUGCAGCUUCUAAGGAUGAAGAAUUAUGAUGCCUUUGGAAAGAUUCUAGAAGGCCUGUUAAAUCUGUAUCAAAUUCCGGGAAAUAGUGACAUGAAAGCUAAGGUAUAUCUUGCCUUGCAAUCUUUGGAAAAAGAUCUCUAUUCAAUGUCCCUUCUGUACAGAACACAGGAUGUAAACAGAGUUACUGAAGUACUUCAUGGAAAAGCAGGACACCUUGUGCAAAGAACUGGAGGAACCCCUAUGAACAUUGAAUAUUAUCUAUCUCCAUAUCAAGUUCUGGAAGAAGAGCUGAAUCCUGGCUCCCAAGUAUGUGGAACAAAAGUAUUUGUAACUGUUGGAAGUUCAAACACAACACACAAACUUCCCAUUUCCCCAUUAAUUGUGGAUUCUCAGGCAGGAGAUGGCAACCCUGCUUUUUUACCACUGACUGAUGAACUCAGCAUGGAUUUGUCAGCUUGCUUUUUCUUGAUGUUUCAUCAGCCUUUUCCUAUGUCCUCAUCCAGUAUUCAAGAGAUACAGAAGCUUACAGGAAUUUCAAUUGAUGGACUGAAGCUAGCUUCUCUUCAUGCAUUGAUUGUUCAAUUUACCUUUAAUGAUGAGUACAAGGAAGAUUUGGCUAUGAAUAAUUCUUGUUUCUUUGUGUCUCUUCCAGAUUGCCUGAAGCACAGUUAUUUCAUAAAUAAGGGCACAGAGAAAUCAGGUAUAACAGGAGCCCUCGUCAGUAAAAUUCCAUUUACCCAUCCAAAGUGUGUACCUGCUAUAAUUGAGAUUCUUCGGCAUCAAGUGGCAUAUAACACUCUUAUUGGCAGCUGUCUCUCUGAGAACACUAUAAACGAAGAUUGCUCAGAGCUGCUUUAUUUUGAAGUGUCUCCACAAAAGGGCACUAGCUUUUCUAUCUCAUUCCAGCAUCCUAUGGGGGAGAGUUUAGCCUGUGUGGUAGUUGAUGUCUUGAGCUCCAGACAAAUCAGAUGCAGUCUUCAUACAAAUCCUCAAGAUGUAACUCUAAACUGCUGCAAUGACUUUAUCUCAAGAGUCAUGGAGCGUUGUAUGUCUGUCCCUCUCGUCAUGAGAGCUAUUUUCAAGAAUGCUGUCACUAUGAAAGUUGAUGGUGAAAUACAAAAUAUGGAAGUUAUCUCUGAGCAAAAUCCUGAAGUGACCUGCAAGCAAACUACGUCUUCUAACAGUACAGGAGCAAAUAUUUCUGGAGCCAGCAUGCAAAAUUCAUGUGAUGGAAUGGAGGCAAGCAGCUCCACGGCCAGUAUUGAGUGUGCGAUUUGUGAUAUAUCAGUAUAACUAAAGCAAAUACUCAUCUGAUGUUUACUGUGGUUCCAUGUCACUUUUUUUGUAGUGUGAUCAAUAGACAUUGUCUCAAGAAACAGUAGAGGAGUAUUUGGCAAGAUCAAUACUUCUGUCUAGCAGGAUUUCCUCUUAGAAUUAAAUCUUUUCAGCCCUGCAUAUUGCUAAAUAAAAAAAUAUUUUUUUUUGGAGAAUAUAAACGCAAAUUUGAAAAAUUAUCACUACUGUAGCAACCUUAAUUUAACCUAUAAUGCAUAUAUGGGCAUGUAGUUACUUAGGUGGUGGUGGUUUGUUGAAUAUUUGUAGAUGUACAUAUAAUAUAACAUGCAAUGUGGCCAAGUUAUAUUGCUGUAACCUUAAGAUUGUUUUCUUUCUUUGUGCAGUUCCAUUUAUUAAACCAUAAUGUUGCAUUAACAUUUUUUUAACAUGUAAUCGAAAAAUUUGUAAGAAAGGUGGAAGGGGAAAGGAACUAUUGUUAAACAGUCUGCUAGUAAGCUAUUUUGUGCACAAAUGCAAUUUGAUACAAAUGAGUUGACUUGUACCAUUCCCCAUGGAACUGUGUAGUAAAUUAAAAGCUUUCCCCCCUCCUGUAUUGGUUUAAUAUCCUCUUUUUGCAAAAAGUUCUGGAUAAGAGGGGGUAUGGGUAAUACAGGUGUGCAAUAAAAUAAUUUUGCAAACAAA
Molecule: messenger RNA, 4322 nt
Organism: Chrysemys picta bellii (western painted turtle)
Lineage: Eukaryota; Metazoa; Chordata; Testudines; Emydidae
Source: RefSeq, a predicted model, not a curated record